AUGAGUGACGUUGAAAUGAGCGAUACCACCGAAGGAGAAGGGUUUCGUCUCAGUCGUGUCAUCGAUGCUCAUAAAUCGGAUGUGAAAUGUCUCGCUUCAACAUCAGCUGGAGUAAUUAUUUCUGGUGGACGUGAUGAAACUGUGAAGUUCUGGUCUAAGAGAGGUGGAGAGUUCUCAGAAACUCUCGCAUUCCCCCAACCAAAAGGACUAGCGGUGAACUCAGUAGCCUACUAUGAAUCACCAGAAGGUUGGCGGGUGUUUGCUGGUAGAAAGGAUGGCUCUAUAGCUGUGUAUGGUUCUGGAUCCUCUGAGCCACUAUCAGUGUUAACUCAACAUUCUUCAAAUGUUUGUUGCCUCUACGUCGAUGAAAAGAAUCAUAUUUUACUUAGUGGUUCUUGGGAUAACAAUAUCAUCAUUUGGCCUAUCAGAGAAAUCGGAUCUCCAGAAUUUCCGGUUCUUCUGCUCAAUGGGCACAAACUAUCAGUAUGGGCCCUGUGCGCAAUUGAAUCAAAUCCAGGAUAUUAUCUGUCAGGAAGUGCUGAUAAGACUGUUAAACUUUGGCAUAACGAUAACGAAGUUAGGACGUAUACAGGACAUACCGACGUUGUACGAGCACUACUUGUUAUUUCUGUUGACCGAUUUCUCUCUGCUGCUAAUGAUUCUACUAUAAGGCUAUGGCAUACGGAGACCGGUGUUUGUCUUGGGAAAUUCUCGUCGUUGCGGGACGAUUUUAUCUUUGACUUAGCCUUCGUCGAUUCCCAUAUAGCUUCAUGUAGUGAAGGAGGAUAUGUUGAAAUUUGGAAGCAAAACACUAUAGAAGGACAAUUAAGUCUUUCACACGCACAACUGCUUCAAUCCCCAGCACUGACGCUUUGGGCUGUGAAAGGUCUUCCAAACGGCGACAUUGCUUGUGCGGCCAGUGAUGGCAAAAUCUAUGUGUUCACCGAAAAUGAGAAUCGCAAAGCGUCUGCAGCCGUAGCGGCUGCAUAUGAUGACGCUAUUGCAGUUAAGGUUGCUAAGGAGUUAGAAAGGAAGGAACGUCAAGCAAACGAGACCGUGGUAAUCAAGGUUUCUCUGGAUGAUGGUGCUCCAAAUAUGGAACUUCGAUACAAAAAAGGAACUGAUCCAGCUCUGGCAGCUGAGAAAUUCAUUCAGGAUAACAAUCUUCCUGCGUCAUAUCUGAAUGAAAUAACGGACUACAUCAAGGCUCACGUUCCAGAAGCUGCUGCUGCUGCGCAGAAGCAACAUAAAGUCCAACCAACGCAGCGAGUUAUAGUUGACGGAAAGGAGUACGACUACUGUUUCGAUGUCACCGUUGACGAUGGAAGAAAAUUGCGUCUUCCUUACAAUCUGAGUGAGGAUCCGGACGUUGCUGCUCAAAGAUUUGUCGAAAAGCAUAAUUUGCCCAUCUCUUUCCUAGCCAAGGUGUCAGGAUUGUUGAGAUCCCAAACUUCGGGAGCACAAGGAGCCUUUUCGGGCCAGUUUUAUGACCCAUUUACAGGUAGUGGCCGUUACGUUCCGUCACAGGGCAGUACGUUCUCAUCGAAUGGCAGCGCCGAUCCUCUCACUGAUAGUGGACGAUACAUUCCUGGCAAUUCUUAUGGAGAUUUUCCCCCUGCUAGUAGCGGUGAUCCACUCACAAGUUCUGGAGGGUACCAUCCAGGCUCAGCUUCCGGUGAUAUUAUUCCUAGCUCGUGUUUACCUGUAGACAAAAGAAGGCCUCGCGGCGAGCUCACUCCUAUGGCGAAUUAUUAUCGAUUUGGUGUGGAGCAACUAAGUACUAAAGCCAUUACAAAGCUUUUUGAAGUAAAUGAUAAACAAACAGCCCUGAGGCUAAAUGAAACACAACUGCAAGCGAUUCAGCGUUUGAUGUCAGCAUCUAGCACCAAUAAUGAUUAUGAGAUGUUGGUUAUGGCGCUUGAAACGGGAUUGCAGUGGGACAUCGAAGAUUUAGUUCCAAUUCUCGAUGUGUUUCGAGUAGCCAUUUUAGAUGAAACGCUUAACUCAUACUUCUGCGACAUGAAGGGACGAGGAGAAAGCACUCAACAACGCCUUUCAGCGCUUCUUCUUAGCGAGCCACCGGAUGCGAUCUCUAUACUUGUGUGUCGAUGUAUCACUAACGCAUUUGUUCAUAGUCGUGGCCGUGAGAUGGUUUCUCACGAUUUCCAAAUUUUGUUCAGAGCUGUAGCAAAUCACGUUACAAGCCACAAACCUGCACUCCAGAUAGCAGCAGCAUCAGCCCUUGCAAACUGGAGCCUACUUUUGUUAAACCGAUCGGAAACGGUCGCCGAAUUGGGACCACGAGAGGAUGCUAUCCGGGAGAUCAUAAAAGUGUGCGAAGACAAAGUAACCUCCUUUGGCUCCUUCGCCGAAGUUGCAAUGAUUCGAUUGCUGCAAGCAAUCGUCACCUUCAUGUGGGGCGAUACUACAGUAAUUAAUCUUGCAAAGUCCAGAAAUAUGCUGAGCAUUGUCAACCGAAUAAAGGAUGCAGUUGCUGACGAAAAAGGAAAGAGUAUUGCACGAGAUAUUGCAGAAAUGAUUUAUGCUGUCUAA
Necator americanus (New World hookworm) is the source of this 2553-nucleotide messenger RNA. RefSeq lists its product as uncharacterized. Gene Ontology annotation, biological process: proteasome-mediated ubiquitin-dependent protein catabolic process; ubiquitin recycling. The coding region runs from base 1 to 2553 and encodes 850 amino acids. The record is from RefSeq and is a predicted model, not a curated record. Gene Ontology annotation, cellular component: cytoplasm; nucleus. Lineage: Eukaryota; Metazoa; Nematoda; Chromadorea; Rhabditida; Ancylostomatidae. The transcript has 19 exons. Gene Ontology annotation, molecular function: ubiquitin binding.